Meriones unguiculatus (Mongolian gerbil) is the source of this 1809-nucleotide messenger RNA. RefSeq names its product X-box binding protein 1 (gene Xbp1). Lineage: Eukaryota; Metazoa; Chordata; Mammalia; Rodentia; Muridae. Gene Ontology annotation, cellular component: nucleus. The record is from RefSeq and is a predicted model, not a curated record. Gene Ontology annotation, molecular function: RNA polymerase II transcription regulatory region sequence-specific DNA binding; DNA-binding transcription factor activity, RNA polymerase II-specific.
GGUGGCCGCGCUGGCGUAGACGCUUCCUGACCAUGGUGGUGGUGGCAGCGGCGCCGAGCGCGGCCACGGCGGCCCCCAAAGUGCUGCUCCUGUCCGGCCAGCCCACCUCGGGCGGCCGGGCGCUGCCGCUCAUGGUGCCGGGCCCGCGGGCCGCGAGCUCGGAGGCGGCCGGGGCGCCGCAGGCUCGCAAGCGGCAGCGCCUCACGCACCUGAGCCCGGAGGAGAAGGCGCUGCGCCGGAAACUGAAAAACAGAGUAGCAGCGCAGACUGCUCGAGAUAGAAAGAAAGCCCGGAUGAGCGAGCUGGAGCAGCAAGUGGUGGAUUUGGAAGAAGAGAACCAAAAGCUCCUGCUAGAAAAUCAGCUUUUACGAGAAAAAACUCAUGGCCUUGCAAUUGAAAACCAGGAGCUAAGAAUGCGCUUGGGAAUGGAUGCACUGGCUACUGAAGAGGUUCCAGAGGCAGAGUCCAAGGGGAGUGGAGUAAGGCCGGUGGCCGGGUCUGCUGAGCGCAGCACUCAGACUACGUGCACCUCUGCAGCAGGUGCAGGCCCAGUUGUCACCUCCCCAGAUCAUCUUCCCAUGGAUUCUGACACUGUCGACUCUUCAGACUCUGAGUCCGAUAUCCUUUUGGGCAUUCUGGACAAGUUGGACCCUGUCAUGUUUUUCAAAUGUCCUUCCCCAGAGUCUGCCAAUCUGGAGGAACUCCCAGAGGUCUACCCAGAAGGACCUAGUUCCUUACCAACCUCCCUUUCUCUGUCAGUGGGGACCUCAUCAGCCAAGCUGGAAGCCAUUAAUGAACUCAUUCGUUUUGACCAUGUAUACACCAAGCCUCUAGUCUUAGAGAUCCCCUCUGAGACAGAGAGCCAAACUAAUGUGGUAGUGAAAAUCGAGGAAGCACCUUUCAGCUCUUCAGAAGAGGAUCACCCUGAAUUCAUUGUCUCAGUGAAGAAAGAACCUUUGGAAGAUGACUUCAUUCCAGAGCUGGGCAUCUCAAACCUGCUCUCAUCUAGCCACUGUCUGAGACCACCUUCCUCCCUGCUGGAAGCUCACAGUGACUGUGGCUAUGAGGGCUCCUCUUCUCCCUUCAGUGACAUGUCUUCUCCACUUGGUACAGACCAUUCUUGGGAGGACACUUUUGCCAAUGAACUCUUUCCCCAGCUGAUUAGUGUCUAAAGAGCCACCCAAGAGUGGCUCCCUUUCCCUGACCAUACACUGCCCUGGAUGACAGCAGAGAGGCCAACGUAGAGGCUGUCUGGCCUUCAAGAAUUCCUCUAAAGUAUUUCAAACCUCAUAGAUGACUUUCAAGUAUUGUCUUUUAAUACCCAGCUGUCUAAGGUAUUCAGAGAUAUUCCAGAACUACAGCUUUUGAGAUUCUAGUUUAUCUUAAAGAUAGUUUGUCUGCAACACAGAGACGGUCACUUGACAGUUACCAUUUCCUAGCUAGCUUCAAACUAUGUAGCUGAGGUGAGGCUGGAAGGCCUGACCCUCCUGCCUCCACCUCCCAAGUGCUGGACUUACCCAGGUGUGCACCUCCACAACAGCCUCUUGACAUGUCCUAAAGUGGACAUGGGAUUUAUGAAUGGCCUUUUAUCAUUUCCCCCCCAAUGCCAGCUUCCUUUAGUUUACAAGCAGAGAAACACCAACCUAAGGAAGUUUUUCCUUCUGUUCAAGUGAAGAUCAAGACUCUGUACAAUUAUAGAAAUUUACUAUGUAAAUGCUUGAUGGAAUCUUCUUGCUAGAGUAGCUUCUGUAAGGUGCUUUCUCCAUUUAUUUAAAACUACCCAUGCAAUUAAAAAAGCGAUGCAGCAUC